This is a messenger RNA of Spirodela intermedia, 10131 nucleotides long. Lineage: Eukaryota; Viridiplantae; Streptophyta; Magnoliopsida; Alismatales; Araceae. The record is from the annotation of a GenBank genome assembly.
AUGCCUGUGGCGGCGUCCGCCAUAUACUUUCUCAAUCUCCGUGGAGAUGUGCUCAUCAAUCGCCUCUACCGCGACGAUGUCGGGUAGGUGCACUUGUUCUCUUUCUAGAUUAAUUUCGAGCUCGUCGAACAUGCGAGUGGCGGUUCCAAUUCCUUCUUUUUAAUUCUCUGUGUGAAAGAAAUCUCCGCACGAUUUUUCCUCGUUUUCUUUAGGAAGGAGGGAUUUGCGCCCGUGCCCUCUCAAUGGACUUUUUGGCGGUGGAUUAGUCGGUUUGGUUGAUUAAUUAGACAUUUGAUAGUUAGGGAUUGCCAUUCGGAUUAGAAUCCAUCACCUUCUGUUUCGCGUUUUGGAAUUGCAUUGUUAUUUGUCCCCACAGUUGUUGAUGCCCUGCCACGUUCUUAAGAGUGCAGAGUUGACCACACAAUGUUCAGUUCAGUUUCCUUGGAUCUCUACUGCACAUGUUGUCAUAAUUCUAUCAAUCUGAACUCACGAGCUAUUAUUGGUACUGUCCAGGUGCAAAGACUGUAGUAUCCUUUGACACUACUACAGUGCCACGUAACUUCAUUGCUAACUGAAAGCCCCAUCCGGAACGCUUGACCCACGUGGCUAUUCCUUAUAACGCUUAUGUGGGAAUUACUUAAUCGGGUUGGGUUGAUUUUUACAUUAGAUGCCGAAGAGCAAAGAGCGAACACCAAGGUUUCAGAUGAGUUUCAAACCAGGGGCUGUUGAUUGGAUUCUUUGGAAGGUUAAGUUGUGGUUUUGACCUAAACCUUUGGUUUUCCUGAGAGUAACUUCACCAAAUAAAAUUCGGUCGUGGUGGAAUGAUUAACAGGGUACUAAAUUGUUGUCUAGUCCACAUCUCGAUUCUUAAAACCCUACUACAAUAUAUCAUGCUUAUCAUUUGUCCCAAGAAAUGUGAUUGAUUCCCAUGAAACCUACCAUUUUAACGGGAAAUAGUAUUGAAAAAUUCUCCAAAUAUAUAUUCUGUUUAGCUUGGAGUCUAUCAAUCCAGGCUCAGCCAAUUCUUGCAAAUCCAGCUAUCAUCCCCUGAUAAUAGAUUUUCGCCAGCUGAGCUCAAUCCAAACUGGUCGAUCAAAUUCGGAUUGGUUGAAUCCGCAGUCCACGCAUGAAAGCCAUUUUAUGUUGUUUCCACUGGUUGUGCUGGUACUGGUAGAAAGUUGUCUUGUCAAGGGACCUAAUAGAGUCAGUAUAGAUGAUAGAAAGUUGUGAUUAUAAUUCUCAAACGUCUGGUAACCUAUUUUCCAGUUGUAGAAUUUACUGUGGACCUUAUUUUUAUCUUUUCUCUCACUUGGGUACUCUGUAUUUCUGACAUUCUGUGGUUCUUGCAGUGGAAAUAUGGUGGAUGCUUUCCGAAUGCAUAUAAUGCAGACAAAAGAACUUGGCACUUGUCCUGUUCGGCAGAUUGGGGGUUGCUCCUUCUUCUAUAUGAGGAUCAGCAAUGUGUACCUUGUGAUUGUUGUUAGCAGCAAUGCCAAUGUUGCAUGUGCUUUCAAAUUUGUUGUUGAGGUGAGAAUUGUAAACUAUAAUUACGUUUACCGUUUAUUUUUUAUCAUGUUGGACUGAGAAUAGCAGUUGUCAACUAGCCUUCAUCAGAAUUAUCCUUCCCCUUGCUUAGCUCUGUAAAAAAUAUCUUUACCAAUUUAGUCAGAUACUGAAAAUACGAAGUUACAUGAAAGAACUUAUGCAUGCGAGGGAAGGAAACGAUAUGUGUUGAUCUUUGUAAAUUCUGAGAGAGAAAUGUGCUUUGGAUACCAAAUGAAUUUAUAAUAGACGUGAUGGAUUGUCUUUCUUCAUUUUCACGUGGAAAGUUUCAGAGUAGAUAUGACACAUUUCUUUUUGGAAAUGAUUUUUGUGAAGCCACUGGAACUUGGUAAGUUUUCUUAUUAUUGACCUAGCAGACACAAGUUCUUCAAAUCGUUCUUGUACUAUUUAAACUGUCCAUAGUUCUUUAAUCAUUUACUUCCUGUUCUUCCGUUUUAUUUCCCCUUCUGAUUAAGCUUUUCCUGGAUUUCUAGAGUUUUAUUUUAUUUCAAUGUCUUUGCGCUCACCUGGGAAAUGACCUCUUCAGGAAGUAGGUAUAAAGGUCUAAACCUCACCUAAGUAUGAGUGAAGUAGCUCCUCAAAGACUUCGAGUCCUACCCGUUUCAAAGGAGUUGUGCUCAUAAUGCGAUGCCAAGUCAACCAUUGAACUUAUGCUUAUGCGCAUAUUCUUGUUCUCCGUUUCUUUUCUGUGGCACCUUUUUCAAUUGGGUCUUCAUUACUUUUUUUUCUCUAUUCAUUUUCCAUGUUUGACCUUCUAGUGAAAUCCUAUAAAUGCAAAUCAUGUCUUUUAGUAUCUGUUGAGCACGAAGGAACUGAGUGUUUGAAUUUGCCAAGUCUUACUUCAGAAAGAGGAAGAUUUUCUAUAAUGGAUAGCUUAUUAAACGUGAGUACUAAACAUGGAUUAGGCAAUAUAAAUACAUUAGUCAACGUGUUGUCACGCUCCUUAGGAUACUCGUGAUAAGCACUAGGUAUCAGCCAAUGUUCAUUUGGUAAAAAAAUCCUCUUUUAUUGCUGAAUUGUUUUGAAUGGAUCUACUUGUUUAGCAUCCAAUGUGGAGCAUGAAAAAUUGUCACUUACAUUCUAGCCUGUUACAAGGCAGGCACCGAUGUGGAGCACGUCCUGAAUAUUUUCAGUUGAUGCCAUGCAGGCUACCAGAUGUAAAAUAUAUGCUUAUUGUGCGUAAUUUUUCUGGGUCAUGGUUUUGACCCACCUUCUUUAGGAUCUGUAGUCAUCACGUCUCGAAUUUUUUCUCGCCUCACUGUGUCUGUAUAUAUUAUUUGAUUUUAGCUGUCGGGUUCAAUAGCUAAUCCAAUUUGUAUUUCUAUUUAUAUUAGUGCUUAACCGUAAUCAUCUAUCCAAUUUGGCUGCUAAUUAGUUUUUAUUUCAGUUAGCUGAAGGGAUUUUCCCUGUCUACCACUAUUAUUUCUGUUUUUUUAAGAGAAGACAAGCGUUAACCUUUGUGUAAUCUGUGAUCAGGCUGUUGCACUUUUUAAAUCUUACUUUGGGGGACAGUUUGAUGAAGAUUCAAUCCGGAAUAAUUUUGUUUUGAUAUAUGAACUUCUAGAUGGUAAGCUCCUUGGUUUUUCUUCUAGAGUUUGAUAUAUGAACUCCUUGGUUUUAUUUGGAAGCAAUGAAAUCUUCAAAGGAGCUGUUUAAAGCUUACCAAUUGUGAAUAGUAGAGGAAUUUCUUGAGUACAAUAAGACAUUGAGCUUGUUAUAUAAUUCCUGAUUAAGUGCGCUAUCUUUUUUUAAAUGUUGCGCUUUUCCCAGAUCCUAAAUCAGAAAUAAUAUAGGGGACAAGCCUCCCCUAUAUGAAGACCACUAAUCCCUGCUUUUGUUCCCAGAGUUAUUCUUCUUUAGCCUUUGUGAAUUAAAUUGCACUACGGCUCCCCCUUCCUCUCAUUGUUUUUGAGAAAAAUCUGUGAAUUCUUUCCUCUUAUUUUAUUCUCAUGCUAUACAGAGAAAUAUUGUAUGUAUCCAAGAUAGUUAUUUAUUGCCAUAGAGUUUGUUUAGAUCACUCUCUAAGAAAUAAAAUGUCGGAUAUCCAAACAUGCAGCCUCUAUUAGAUGCAUCAAGAGUAGUGGCCCCUAGUAUUCUCAGCUACCUAAAUCCACAUACCCACCAUGGGACCCAAUUAAAACAUAGGUACAAACUUGAGCUGUUGUCACCAUAUGCCCUGAAUUCAAUAAACCGAUCUAAUCUGUGGCCAACGACUGAAAGGAAAUCGAAUUCUUCUGGGUAUUUGUCCUGAGUUAUCAGCCAGUGAGUUGUACAACCAAAGUAAUUUAAUAUCUUAUAUGCAUGGCGCUUAGGACAAGCUUCUCCUUAUUCAGUUAUGCUACCUUAUUUUUAUUUUCUAAGGUGUAUAUUGUCACUAGGGGGGUGAAUAGAGUUUUUCGUAUAGUUUCUACCGGGGUGAAAAAAUGGACAAACCUCUUUAUAAUGAGAAAGGAGAUAAUUCUUGCAUUCUGAGAGUCUUGAAUUUAUAGAAACAUUGUAGACCAUCUUUUUUUUUUUGGCUCCUGUAUAGGAGCGUCUUAUUUUUUAAAAUCUUGUUGUAUAAUUGUGUAUACUCUUUUUCUUAUUUUUCAUCUUUAGUUAAUACAUGGACUGCCCACUUUCAAAACAAUAUUGGUAUGGGUGUAGCAAUAUAAUUACUGAUAUUUUAUGGGCAUAAAAAAAUGUGAGUUCUAGUUUGAAAAUUGUAGUAAAUAUUAACGUAUGAUUUGUGUUAACUUUGUAUUUUUCCUUAUGCGAUAGAAAUUAUGGAUUUUGGAUACCCACAAAAUCUGUCACCUGAGAUAUUGAAACUUUACAUCACUCAAGAAGGGGUUCGAUCUCCAUUCUCAUCUAAGGUCAGACUCGUGUUGUAAUGCUGUCAUCAUCAUGUCUUUUUUCAAUAGGUUUCAAUGUGCUUUGCUUUUCUGCAUUUGCUUCUUGAUUUAUUUUUUUUAAUGGUGCCUCUAAAUGGGUAGCCUACGGACAAGCCAGUACCAAAUGCAACUCUUCAAGUAACAGGAGCUGUUGGUUGGAGACGAGAGGGCCUUGUCUACAAGAAAAAUGAGGUUAUAGGAAGUUUCCUUUUGCGAUUUGUUAUUUUGAUGAGUAGAAGCCAAUAUCCUUAUCUCUUGCAUUCAGGUUUUCCUGGACAUUGUCGAAAGUGUAAACCUCCUCAUGUCUUCCAAGGGUAUGAAUGAUUUUUAAUAUUUUGAUUCCCUUUGUUGGAGAUAAUGAGUGCUCUUUUUUCAUUCGAAACAUAACCAUUUUCUAAAAUACUUUCAUGUGCGCAGGCAGUGUUCUACGUUGUGAUGUUACUGGAAAGAUCCUGAUGAAAUGCUUCCUCUCUGGGAUGCCUGACCUAAAGCUAGGCUUAAAUGAUAAAGUUGGUCUUGAAAAGGAAUCGCAACUUAAAUCAAGACCUGCUAAGAGGUACAUAUGCAUCAUUUUUUAAACUGUGCACAUUGUAUGUACAAAAUAUUGAACCGAUUACUAAUCGUAAAUGAUAUAUUGAAUAAUUAUUAAAGGAUGCGUAUAUCAAUUUUCUUCACUUUCGAUAUUUAAUGUUCGUUAGACGUAUUAGUAGAUGCAGAAGAUCCAUUUUUGAAGGCAAUAGACAAGUCUAUUCUUUCAUUAGUUUUGGUUACUUGUUUUUUAUUUUUGCAAAUAAAAUAUAUACUUCAUAAUACAGACUCCAUAAAUUAUUUGUUGUUCGAUGUGAAACGAAAAUGGAAAUGGGUUGAAAUAAAAAAAAUUGUCAGAUAACCAUUAUCCCUUUCUAGGAACUCCUACUUAUCAUGUUUACAAAACAAUAAACAUGCUAAUUCGGCUCAACGUACAACCUCUUGUAUGCCAUGGACCCAAUAAACUGUGACAAUUUGUGUGACGAUGCGUCAUUGAUGCAGUUCUGAGUUCCAACAAUGGUGCAGUUUUCCAAUAGCCUUUCAGCCUAAAGGGAUGAGAGGUCUGUUAAUGACAUUUAAUGUGGAGGAGUUUUAUUAUUCUAAUGCGCUCCUCUUUCCUGAAAUUUUCUUGAUGAUGAGAUACAUCAACAUGCGUACCUGAGUUGACAAUCGUAUAUCCCCCAAGAUGAUUUGAUUUUAGUACUUCAUAUCUACAAAUUGUUUAAAGCUAAUCGUGUCUAUAACAGUGUAAGAGAGUUUCAAUUACAUUCAAUGCAGGCAUUCAUUAUCUGAAAUCAGCUGUUAUUUUUGGAAAGAAUUUCGUGUUUUGGUGUACCAAUUAUUCACAGUUGCUGGUUUUGAUGCCCUAACUGUUUCACUUGAUAUUCGUUUGAUGUUUUCAGCGGAAAAACUAUUGAACUUGAUGAUGUUACCUUCCAUCAAUGUGUAAACCUGACGAGGUUCAACUCUGAAAAGACAGUUAGUUUUGUGCCACCAGAUGGAGAAUUCGAAUUGAUGAAGUAAACUCUCUGUUCCUUGUUUUUCUAUUUUUACUUGUUAUGUGCCUUAGUGUGGAUUGUAAAAAUGAAUGCUUUCUCCCGUACCACCAGCACCAUGAAUCAUAUGCUCAACUUUUCUGAACCUUGUUUGCUGUUUCCAUAUUUCAUACCUCUUGUUUAUGCAUAUCGGACUUUGACACGUUUAAUCCUCCUUUAUGUCCAUAUGUUUCUUCUCUCUCCGAGAAGAUGAAAAUAAUCGAUAAACUUGCCACAUAAAUUUUUCUGACGCAGUAAUAGGCAAACUAUACUCUUCAGUUGGCUCCAAAAUUUAAUAUGAACUCGACACUGCUUGAAAGAAACCAGAACCUGUAUCUCAUUGUUAUGAUGUAAAGAGUAAGUCGUUUUUUUAUUUAAACAUUUUCGUUCAUUUAUUCUAUUGAUCUUUAUUUUUUUAUUCUAUCUUCCCAGUCCAGGGAGCUUAGUUUCAAACAUUCCUGUAUAUUAUUUUAUAGUUUCUUUGAUUUGAUGAUGGAUUAGUUACUUGAGCCGUGAUGGUGAUGUAUGUUAUGAAGAGCAAUAAGAAUGAUCAUUUUCUUGAUUGUCUUCAUGCUACUGAUGUUGUCGCCAAAACUGUGCAAUGAGAUAAUGGAGAAAAGAAGAGUAGCACUUGGGACACCUAACCUUUGACUGUAAUAUCCUUAUUGCAUUGCCUAUGAGAGCUUGCCAAAAAGAUGAGCUGGAAAAGCAAGUCCUAGGUAAAAUUUGGGUCUGGGAUGGGUUCCGAUCUUUCAAGCAAAAAUUUGGACCUGGGCCUUUCAGAAUUAUAAUUGACUCAGCUGAAUGACCCAAAACAUCUCAGGCCUAUUUGCAAACUAGGAAAUUAGGGACGAGUUAGAACGUUUUGACAACAUGUUCUGUCAGAUACAGGUGAUUUUGGGUCAUCUAACUUACGAUCAUUUUGAAAUUGGGGCAGUGCAAUCCAACCUCGGGAAAAAUGAGGCCUGUUGGUAUCAAAUGUGAUAGUGUCCCAUAAUCAUGAGGAGGCAACUUCUUGUUUUCUCUUCUUUCGCCUUUCGGUUCUGCGCCUUUCUAUUGAGUGUUUUCUUGCCAGUGUUCAGUACCGAGAUAUUUGAUCAUCAUUCCAUUGUUCUUUUGUUCAUGAUCCACUCGCCACUCCCCUGCUCCUUCACUCCCAAUUUGUUUAAUCCCAUCCUUUAAGACUACUACGUCCUUCCCAUCUAUUUGUUCUUCAUACGCUCUUUCUUUCAAUUUUUGCAUCUUUGCAUUAGAAGCCAUACAAUUGCGGGCAGGUUUUUCCCUCCUUUUUCUUUUCCUUUUAUAGUAAAAGCCGCCACAUUGCUUGCACUUCCUCCCUUCUGCUUUCCCUUCAACUUUUUCUGUCCUCCAGUGGAGGUCGUCAAAUACUCUUUAGAUGUUGGAAGACGCAUAAUGAUUCACAUUUACGUAUUUAUUUGCCUGGCAUCGCCAAUUUCCUCUGCUUUUUACGUUUCAACAUUGUUUUGAACUUGGGGUUGUCUGAGCAUUGAUUUAGGUUAUUUUUAAAUGUACAAGUGGUGAUGAUUUAUGCGAUGGAAAAAUGGAAAAACUGCAGAAGAUUAUGCGUUCAUUUCCUAAAGAACAUUCAUUUGGCCAUUGGAAUGGAAUCUCGAGUCCCAGACUUGAAAUCAUAUCUGGUAACAAACAGCUUGUCCAUUGAUGUUAAGCUUCUCAUUGCCGCUAUUUUGCUUGAAAAAUACCCAAGUCUCCAAUCUAGGUUCAGAGGUGAUGGAUCAAUCCUUUGAUAGAUAAAUAAUGUGAUGGGCUGAGUAUAUCGUGUACAAUCAAUUCCCUAUCUUUUCUAAACAUUGACACUGGCGCAUAGUUUUUUCUGCUGUCUUCAAUUGCUUCAAUUUUUUUAUAUUUUUUUGGUUUCAUGUAUCUACUGAAAGGCGCCACGUGAGAGUUUAGAUCCAGUAGGGAGCCAAUCAAUUUAGAGGGUUCUGUUGUCUUUAUUAACUUUGCCAAAUCAGUUGAUUCAGAUCAGAAUUGGGGUUUCUGGUCGUGUUAAACGGGGAAUUGAUCCUUUUCGGAAAUUUUCAAUUUAGGGUGGAAUAAAUCAGCUGACCCCACUUGGAUCAGCCAAUCAAGGGUAUCCUGCCAUUUUUCUAUACAAGUUGGAGAUUGCAGACUGCUGCUCAUUGGAACCCUAAAAGGUUGCCUUAACUGGGAAUUUUAUAGAUUGAAAGAUAAGGCACUAUUGAUGCCAAAUAAAUAAAUAAAUAAAUAAAUCUGGGCAGUGCAACAAAGUGGCAUGAGGUGAUGGAUAAGCAAAAGAUGCAUUUGUUCUUGCUGAAGAAAAUCAUGAUAACAUUUAUUUAUGACUUCACUCUAUUUUUUCAUAGAUCUUCAGUGACGAGUCAAAGAUAUACUGGUUAAAGAUUGAACCUCGCUUUCUGUCGUGAACAGUGGCACAAACCCUAGAAGGAUACGCAGAGGAAAAAGUCAACCCGUAUUCACAUCGUAGAUGACUGUCAUAUACAAGUAUCAGGAAAUGAACCAACAAUCUAGGAAACAGUCCGACUACGAACUGAAGUCCUAAUUAUGCGUUCUUUCCCACACUUUGCGUACCAACUCAUUGCAUCGUAUCUGUCAAUCAUGAAUUAGAGCAGAGAAUUCAUGUGCACUCCCCUUAGUGUUUGGUGAUACCAGCGUUGAAUGCUAACGAGCUGGCACAUUUUAGCCUCAUGAAAAGAAUUCCUUUUCCCCAUCUUUCUAAAAAUGCCAUGAAUUUUCUCAGGUACAGGAUUACUGAGGGCGUGAAUCUACCGUUUAGAGUCUUGCCAACAAUCAAGGAGUUGGGUCGAACCCGCAUGGAAGUCAACGUUAAGGUACGUAAUUAAUAUGAAGUGCUGAAAAACCUAUUAAUUUUCGCCAAUCUUCUAACCCCUAUCACCUGGCAGGUCAAGAGUGUUUUCGGCGCAAAAAUGUUUGCACUGGGGGUUGUGGUUAAGGUUCCUGUGCCGAAGCAGACUGCUAAAACAAGCUUUCAAGUGACUUCUGGUCGAGCCAAGUACAAUGCGGCUCUCAACUGCAUUGUCUGGAAGUGAGCUGCUUCUUGUUUCCUACUUUGCCUAUCCAUGUUGAGAUAUGUUCUAUCUUGUUCAAGUGUGUUGACCAUUUGUCAUCUGUCGAUUUGCUGAUUCAUGAAUACCUUCAAACAUCUACAAUAUCAUAAUCCUGCACAUCCGGAGGGAAAAUCUAGAUCACCUAAAGAUAAUCCAGUAGUGACAUCUAUUUUUAUUUUUUUUCUAAUUCAGGAAAUGGCUCUGAUCUAUGACCACUUCUUGGUAUAAAUUCUCGAAUCCUGAACGAAUUAGUCUGACCAUACAUUUUUCCAUUUAUGUUGAUGUUCUACUCUCAUUAACGCUGGCUGAUACUUCCUACUUGCAUAUAUGUUUUAAUUUUUGACCUGCUGAUUAAUCACGAGGCCCAAGCAUUUGUUUUCUGGUCGGUAUCUAAUAAUCGUUCCAAAAAAAUUCAUUGCAGGAUCAGAAAGUUCCCAGGUCAAACGGAGUCAACCAUGAGCGCAGAGGUCGAGCUGAUCUCCACGAUGGCAGAAAAGAAAUCCUCCACUAAGCCUCCAAUUCAAAUGGAGUUCCAGGUUCCAGAGAACUUGAUAUCUUCUUCUAGCACCUGUUUUUCUGCUCCGUUCAGGAAUCGCUUACAUUUUCUUCUCCCAAUCAUGAAACCGGGCUGCUGUUAUGAACUUACGCUACCGAAGUCAGCCCUGAAUCCAUCUGGGCCCCAUUCUUCACGAGCAAUACGGAAAUCUGUGGCUACCCAGAUUCUUACCAUGAGAAAAAGAUUUGCUUAUGCUCCUCCGUGUUGUUUCUUUUGCUUGCAGCUGACCAGCUCUUGCCAUUUCUGUCUCCGCAGGUACCCAUGUUCACUGCAUCAGGUCUGCGGGUCAGGUUCCUCAAGGUACGCCCAUUGCUUUCACUUGCUCAUACUCAGUAGUUAGAGAGAGAGAGAGAGAGAGAGAGAGAGAGAGAGAGAGGGAGAGCUGACUGGAAGUCAAAACGCUGCAGGUCUGGGAAAAGAGUGGAUACAACACAGUGGAGUGGGUCCGGUACAUCACCAAGGCCGGGUCAUACGAGAUCCGGUGCUGA